Messenger RNA from Rotaria sp. Silwood1, 753 nucleotides. The record is from the annotation of a GenBank genome assembly. NCBI's taxonomy places the organism in Eukaryota, Metazoa, Rotifera, Eurotatoria, Philodinida, Philodinidae.
AUGUCAUCAUUACUUCAUUUUUAUCGAACACGUUCAGCUACAACGAUCAAUCAACUAAAACCUUUACAAUAUAUACGUUCACGUAGUCCAGAUGAUGUUUUACAUCGAAGAAGGGAACCAACAUCAUACGUUAGUGAAGACGACGAUUCAAAUAAUCGUGUAUCAACAACAAGUAAUUCGACAACAACAGAUAUGACAAAAAAGAAAAAAUCUAAAGCAGCAACUAUUGCAAAAGAUUUUAAAUCACGUGCUGCUAAUUUAAUACGACGUCGUACAACAGAAGCAACAUUAUCAGAAAAAAGUCUUAUACCAUCACGUGAAGAUGUUCAAUCAUGGGAAGAAUCCUUUGACGCACUUUUACGGCAUCGAUAUGGACAAGCUUUAUUUCGUGCUUUUUUACGUACUGAAUUUAGUGAAGAAAAUCUUGAAUUUUGGCUUGCAUGUGAUGAAUUUCGUACAUGUAAAGAACCAAAACGAUCAGCUAAAGCAAAAAAAAUCUAUAUGGAUUUUAUUGCUAUUGGUGCCCCAAAACAGGUGAAUCUUGAUACUGAAACACGUAUGUCAACAAUAGCUAAUAUUGAUAAUCCACCAUCAGAAACAUUUGAUCGAGCUCAAAGACGUAUUCAAGGUUUAAUGGAAAAAGAUUCUUAUCAACGUUUUCUUAAAUCUGAAUUAUAUAUAAAUUUAUUACGUCGUACAACAUAUCCAAUUCAACGACGAACAACGACAGAAAUGGCAUCAAAAUCAUCCUGA